Messenger RNA from Triticum turgidum subsp. durum (durum wheat), 852 nucleotides. NCBI's taxonomy places the organism in Eukaryota, Viridiplantae, Streptophyta, Magnoliopsida, Poales, Poaceae. The record is from the annotation of a GenBank genome assembly.
AUGGAGGAAAAGAAAUACCACCGAUGCAUUGGUGUAUUCCUCCAUGGUUUCAAUGACAGAGGAGAUACCUCGCGGUGGGGCCGUGCCAUCGAUGAAAUGUCGAGUUUCAGAGUGAUUUGCCUGCUCUUCAAUGAUCACAUCGGGGUAUGUGAUAACAUUGGCACGGCGAAUGCCUACGCGUUCGAAGAGGGAUGGAGGGGGAAGCGUGCCAGCUGGUUCAUCGUCAAGUACCCAGAGAGGGCCAGUCCUGAAUUCCACUUCCAUGCCACGGAAUCCCUGCAUUUUCUUGGUCGUGCCCAAAUUUCUAUCUUUUGGGCCAUGCAAGAUGACCCUUCCUCUAUGCUAACCUAUAAUUUCCAGUGGAAAGACGAGUUUGAGAUCCUCGCAUUGCCGGACCACAUCCGAGGAUCGGCUUUGUGGGUUCUCGAUAUCAACGAUGACGACGACGACAAGGUGCAUCUUGUUUGCUUGCAGGGCGACAACCUUCGCAUCUUUGCGGCAAGGCGGUAUGAUAGUCCCGACUGGGAGCUUCAGAAGAGCAUCCAAUUAAUGGAGGCUACCCGUGGACUAGAAGGGCACAAGGAUGAGUACUUUCGUCAGUCUACCAAGAUUGUCUCAACCAGCACGAGCUCUAUCGUGUUUUCUAUGGCAGAGGGGAAAUGGCUGUUUUCCAUCGACUUUGAGAGCAUGGAGGUGGCGAAAUACAAAUACAAGCCGCAUUCUUUUGAAACCGUAGCUUAUCCGUGUGAGCUUCCAUGGCUACCUGCCAUUCGUGCUUGUAUUGUGCCUUGUACUACUAAGAGACGGGGCAAUCGCGGAUGUUCUGGUAUUUGUAUAUGUCGAAGUCUCUAA